UGGGAGUGAGAAGUCACCCAGCCUCCGCGAGCCCCGGAACCGGAAACCAGGCCAGCGCCCCUCGACAGGACACAUCCAACAUGGCGGCAACCCAGCCGCCAGCGCGGCUCCAGACAUGCCACAUACAGCAUGGCGAAGGGGGCGUGGCUUCGCUCCCCGCCUGAGCGGCGCGGGGGCGGAGCUUCCUGCGCGAGGGCGGGCGGGCGCGCGCGGCAGGUUUGGACGCGGAGGCGGCGAUGGCCUGUUCGAACCCUUGGGACUCGGCUCAGCCCACAGCCGCGGGGCUGGUGCUCGCCAAGUGCCUGGCAGCGGCUGUGGUGACCCAGGAGAUGUUGGAUUUAUCUGCUAAACAAGCCCCAUGCUUUGUGCACCUCACUGAGGUGGAGAAAAUUGCAGAUAUCCGAGCUGAAAUAAACCAGAAGAGCCUGGAAACUGAAAUCCUGGGACUGGAAAAGGAAACUGCAGAUAUUGCUCACCCAUACUUCCUGACUCAGAAAUGCCAAGCUCUGCAAGUUAUGAAUAAACACUUGGAAGCAGUGCUGAAAGAGAAGAGAACUCUCCGGCAGAGGUUAAUGAAGCCCUUGUGUCAAGAGAACUUGCCUAUUGAAGCCAUAUUCCACAGGUAUGUAGCAGAGUUAUUGACAUUGGCAGUGGCCUUCAUUGAGAACCUGGAAAGCCACUUGCAGACGAUAAGGAGCAUCCCUCAGAUACCCCUGACCAUGAAAAACAUGGACAAUGCUCUGGCAAAAAUUAACUUGCUUGUGACAGAGACCGAAGAACUGGCAGAGCAGAUACUGACGUGGAGAGAGAUGCAAAAAGGAAUCCAUUACGACAGCUCCCAGAUCACUAACGAAUCAGAUCCUAGCUUCAGAAGCUUAGUUCCACCAUAAAACAUCUUAUUUGUGCAGAAGAAGAGAUGACUAGUUGAAAGCUCUGUUUACCAGUCCUGUGUGAUAGCGGCAGUAUAUUUGUACCUUAGUCUAACUAGAGACUUUAUGUUUGGAUAUCUCCCUGUUCUAGAAGGGAUAUUUUAGUUGGUCACAAGUGAUUAUUAAAAUUGGACAAUGAUCUGUAAAUGACAGAACUUAUUGUUUAGGUGUGAUUCUCUUUGGAGUUUCCUGAUGUGUUCACACAUACCUCCUUGAAGCAAGCCAAUGGAGAACUUUUUUCAGAGUAGCAGCCGUGUUAGUCUGUAUUCGCAAAAAGAAAAGGAGUACUUGUGGCACCUUAGCGACUAACAAAUUUAACAAAUUUGUUAGUCUCUAAGGUGCCACAAGUACUCCUUUUCUUUUUGCCAAUGGAGAACUGUCAUACAUACAUUUAAAGGUAGAAUGCAAAAGGUCUGUUUCAGUAUGGCUAAAGUACAUGAUGUAAUGACUAAGCUUGUUUCUGCAAGCAUUUUGAGAUCAUAUGCUAUAUUUUCUUUGUAAGUAUAAGAAUUUUAAAAAAUGUAUAGUAGACUAUAAAAUGGGAGACUUAAA
Molecule: messenger RNA, 1481 nt
Organism: Dermochelys coriacea (leatherback sea turtle)
Lineage: Eukaryota; Metazoa; Chordata; Testudines; Dermochelyidae
Gene: HAUS2
Product: HAUS augmin like complex subunit 2
Exons: 6
Coding region: 237-890 (217 amino acids)
Biological process (GO): microtubule nucleation; centrosome cycle; spindle assembly
Cellular component (GO): HAUS complex; mitotic spindle microtubule; centrosome
Source: RefSeq, a predicted model, not a curated record